This is a messenger RNA of Musa acuminata subsp. malaccensis (wild Malaysian banana), 2711 nucleotides long. Its product is annotated as probable GTP diphosphokinase RSH2, chloroplastic. Gene Ontology annotation, biological process: guanosine tetraphosphate metabolic process. NCBI's taxonomy places the organism in Eukaryota, Viridiplantae, Streptophyta, Magnoliopsida, Zingiberales, Musaceae. Gene Ontology annotation, cellular component: chloroplast. The record is from RefSeq and is a predicted model, not a curated record.
CCCGUCUCUUUUGACUCCUCGGUUAUUUCUUUCCUCCUUUCUGCGUCCCUCCGCCUGCAAACCAGGGUAUCUUUGAUCUCUCUAUAUUUAGGUCUCCCAUUUCGCCCAUCUCCCGAUCCCAACCCUGCUGCCUCCUUCCCCACCGAAACCCUUAUUUCUCCGCCCAAUUCUUGCCGGAAUUUGGCUUCCCGAUCUCCAAUUCGAGGCAUAGAAAGGCGGAAAGGCAGGGUUUUGGAAAACAGGUAGCUUUUUGGAUCCAAAGGCUCCAUGUCCGUGCCGACGAUCGCCCUCUACGCGAGCCCUCCCACCGGCGUCUGCUCGACCGCCCACCACUCCUGCCAGAUCGCCGUCUCCCAUGGCUCCUCCGAUUUCGACCUCAACCCCCGGGCCUCCGCCUCCUCCGCCUCCGCUCCCUCUUCCUCCUCCUCCGCUGUCUCCCAGAAGUCGAUCGUCGGUGGCCUGUCCCUCAUCUUCUCGUCCCCCGCCGCUGCCGCUGCCGCGCGCCACGUCUCAUCUUCGUGCUUCGCUGGCGGUGACGAGAUUGGCUCUUUCCGGCAUGAUAGGUCGGACGAGCUCGGAAGCUCGUAUUCCUAUUCGUCAUCGCCCUUCAAGUGCCGAGAACACAGCCCCGUCUCGGUGUUCCAGGGCCCGGUGUCGUGCAGCGGGAGCGGCUCUUCCAAAAGCCCGCCUUCGGUGAGAACUUCACGGGAGUGGAGGGGAGGUGAUUGGAGGACGGGAAAAGAUCGGCUCUUUAAGGGGUUCAUUCGGAACGCGCUCAAUCCAUGCCUGGAUUAUAAUCCCGCGAGCGUACCUAUGCCGAGCGGCAGCACAUUCUGUGACGAAGUGUUUCCUUUUGGUUUGGAUGAGCGUUUGAUCGACAUGGCGCCUGCCUGUCAGCCGCACUCCAAAGAAUUGCUCGUCGGGGCUCAGUCAAGGCACAAAAUUUUUUAUGAGGACAUCGUUGUCAAGGCUUUUCAUGAAGCCGAAAAGGCUCACAGGGGGCAGAUGAGGGCAAGUGGAGAUCCUUAUCUUCAGCACUGUGUCGAGACGGCAGUAUUGUUGGCGAAGGUCGGAGCCAAUGCUACUGUAGUUGCUGCAGGGCUCCUACACGAUACAUUAGAUGAUUCUUUCUUUGAUUAUGAUCAUAUUUUUCAUAUGUUUGGAGCUGGAGUUGCUGAUCUAGUUGAAGGGGUCUCUAAAUUAAGCCACUUGAGCAAGCUUGCUCGUGAUAGUAACACUGCUAGCAGAACUGUUGAGGCAGAUCGUUUGCACACGAUGUUUCUUGCAAUGGCAGAUGCUAGGGCAGUGCUUGUAAAGCUAGCAGACAGGCUUCAUAACAUGAUGACUUUGGAGGCAUUACCCAUGGUCAAACAACAGAGAUUUGCAAAGGAGACCCUGGAGAUCUUUUCUCCCCUAGCUAGUAGAUUAGGAAUCUCAACUUGGAAGGAACAGUUAGAGAACUUGUGCUUCAAACAUCUUUAUCCAGAACAGCACAAAGAUUUGUCUUUGCAGCUUCUAAAUUCCUUUGAUGAAGCACUGGUUGCUUCUGCCAUACAGAAAUUAGGAAAAGCUCUGACAGAUGAAGGUGUUUCCUAUCAUUUCCUGUCUGGGAGGCAUAAAAGCUUGUACAGCAUUUACUCCAAAAUGCUAAAGAAGAAGUUAAACAUGGAUCAAAUCCACGACAUCCAUGGUUUACGUUUAAUAGUUGAGAACGAGGAUGAUUGUUACAGAGCCCUGGACAUUGUUCAUCGAGUAUGGCCCGAAGUUAUUGGAAGAUUUAAGGACUACAUUACUCAUCCCAAAUUUAAUGGGUAUCAGUCAAUGCACACUGUUGUACUGAGUGAAGGGAUGCUUCCUCUGGAGGUCCAAAUUCGAACAAAAGAAAUGCAUUUGCAGGCCGAAUAUGGUUUUGCUGCCCAUUGGAGGUAUAAAGAAGGAAACAGUAGGCACUCCUCAUUUGUACUUCAAAUGGUGGAAUGGGCGAGAUGGGUCUUGACUUGGCAAUGCGAGACAAUGAAUAAUGAACAGUGCAGAACGUCUGGGGACACAGACUUGAUCAGGCCACCAUGCCCGUUUCCUUCUCAUGCCAAUGACUGCCCUUAUUCCUACACUCAGCAGUGUGGCCAUGAUGGACCCAUUUAUGUCAUAAUGCUGGAAAACGAUAAGAUGUCAGUGCAGGAGUUCCCCAUGGAGUCCACCGUUUUCGACUUGAUGGAAAGUGUCAAAGAAGGUUGCUCAAGUGUAUCCCCUUUCAGAUUCCCUGUAAAGUUAGAUUUGAGGCCGAGACUGAACCAUGAGCCGGUGAGCGACCCGAGUCAAAAGCUCAAGAUGGGGGAUGUGGUGGAGCUGAUGCCGGCCCUCCCCGGCAAGUCACUGACGGAGUAUAGGGAAGAAAUACAGCGGAUGUAUGAACGAGGACUGACACUCUCUAGCCGGCAUGGCUAAGGAAAAAGAUCAUCCUGAAGCUUAAGGAUUCGUUAUUACUGCAACCUGUUGUAUGAUUUGAUUUAUUUGUUGUAAAUAUGAACUAAUUGAAUACAAAGCUUAAGGCCAUUGGGGUUGUGGACAUGUGGGUCAAUGGGGAUUGCGUGUGGAGACGCUUACUUGCAAGGGAAGCGAUUAGUCGCUUGUGCUCAACAUGUAAUGCGUUGUGGGUGUUGUUGCGGACCUUUGGCAUCACGCAAGUAAUUGCAUUAUAGUAUCUUCCUUCA